Molecule: messenger RNA, 408 nt
Organism: Iphiclides podalirius (scarce swallowtail)
Lineage: Eukaryota; Metazoa; Arthropoda; Insecta; Lepidoptera; Papilionidae
Source: the annotation of a GenBank genome assembly
AUGGCCCGACUUACUUUGCUAGCUUUGGCGUUCGGCCUAUUUGUUUGCAUCGAUGCUGCACCAGGACGUGGCGGUGGCGGUGGCGGUGGCGGUGCUGGGGGCGCCGGCGGCCAAGGAGGUGAUGGCGGGAAGGGGGAAGGUGCGGGUGGCGGUCAGGGGGGCCAAGGCGGAUCCAGUGCUGAAGUAGCGGGUGGCGGACACGGGGGCGGCAGACACGCAGGCGGCGGCUCCGGUGGUCUUGGUGGCGUCAGCGGAAGAGGGGGCAGCGGCGGCGGGUCCGGUGGUCAUGAUGGCGGCAGCGGAAAAGGGGGCGGCGGCGGCGGGUCCGGUGGUCAUGGUGGCGGCAGCGGAAAAGGGGGCGGCGGUGGCGGUGGAGGUGGCUACGGCUACAAGGACGGAUAUGGACCC